AUGUCAAACUUCCAGUACUGUAUCGAGUGUAACAACAUGCUUUAUCCUCGUGAGGAUAAAGUAAAUCGAACCCUCCGCCUCGCUUGUCGGAACUGUGAUUAUUCGGAGGUCGCUGCUGGCAGCAUGGUUUACCGCCAUGAACUCAUGAACUCAACGGGUGAAACCGCCGGUGUCACACAGGAUGUGGCUUCUGAUCCCACCCUACCUCGAACGGAAAAGGAAUGUAAACGCUGUCACCAGUCUGAGUGUGUGUUUUUCCAGUCUCAGUCUCGUAGGGCUGACACUAAAAUGACCCUGUUCUUCGUGUGUGCUUAUUGCGGUUUUAUUUUCGAAGACUAG
Messenger RNA from Schizosaccharomyces japonicus yFS275, 339 nucleotides. Its product is annotated as DNA-directed RNA polymerase II complex subunit Rpb9. The record is from RefSeq and is a predicted model, not a curated record. Gene Ontology annotation, cellular component: nucleolus; RNA polymerase II, core complex. Gene Ontology annotation, biological process: transcription elongation by RNA polymerase II; maintenance of transcriptional fidelity during transcription elongation by RNA polymerase II; transcription-coupled nucleotide-excision repair. Lineage: Eukaryota; Fungi; Ascomycota; Schizosaccharomycetes; Schizosaccharomycetales; Schizosaccharomycetaceae. The transcript has 5 exons. Gene Ontology annotation, molecular function: DNA-directed RNA polymerase activity; nucleic acid binding; RNA-directed RNA polymerase activity. The coding region runs from base 1 to 339 and encodes 112 amino acids.